Molecule: messenger RNA, 3923 nt
Organism: Brassicogethes aeneus
Lineage: Eukaryota; Metazoa; Arthropoda; Insecta; Coleoptera; Nitidulidae
Source: the annotation of a GenBank genome assembly
UAGAAAAAAAUUAUUGUUUGUUUAAUAGCAAAUAAACUAUUUUUUUUUUCAAAAAUGCAUUGAUAUUUUGUUAAAAUAAUUUAUUUAUAAAUUUUAAUUAAGUCUUAGGUAUUUUGCCUUUUGAGGGCCUUUUUAUGAGCUUUUAGGCAAUUUUUAAGUCCGGUCUCUAGUCAUUACACUUAAAAUUUAAGGCAACUUAUUUUAAGUUUGAGUAAGGAAUAAGUUACUUAUUCCUUACUCAAACUUAAAAUAAAACCUUAAGCUUUUAAGAAAAUAUUUAAUUUUAUUUUUUUUGUUUAUUUACUAUUUAUCUUCAUACACUAAAUAUUAUUUUUUUAUAUUUAGUUUAAUAAAACAAAUUUUAAAUAUUUUAUGAAAAAUAAUUCAUCAUUUUUGUCACGCAACUUAAAAGAUUUAUAAUAGAUUUUUUUAACCUUAAGGUUAUCAUUGCGUAUAAAUUAGGUACCUAUAUCGUAAUAUUAAGUAAUUUUUUGUUUUAUUUCUCAAAUAUAUUGGUUAAAUAUAAAAACGCAAUGCUGGUAAAAGUAGGAGUUGUGGGGUUAUUCGUUAUUUUUGGGUUAAGUGAUGCAAACUUAUUGCAAGGUAAUAGUCCUAGAGACCUACAGAUGGUUCACAUUGUUAUGAGGCAUGGUAUAAGAACCCCAGAGAAUACUUACCCCAAUGACCCUCAUAUAAAUAACACUUUAUAUCCAGUUGGGUGGGGUCAACUGACAAAUGCGGGAAAAUUAUUACAAUACGACACAGGCAAAUUCUUGCGGAAACGUUACAACGAUUUUUUGGGGGAAAAUUAUUGGCCCGAGCAGUAUUACUGCCAAUCCACAAAUGUCGACAGAACGAAAGCUAGCGUAGAGUUAACGAAUGCCGGUUUAUGGCCGCCAUCGAAAAUCCAACAAUGGGGCCCUCUAGAUUGGCAACCUAUACCGGUAACAAGCCUACCAUUGGAAGAAGAUAAUUUACUUCACUACAUGGUGCCCUGCGAGGAAUAUGAGAGGGAGUUGGAAAAAGUUGUUAAGUCGGAAGAAGUACAAAAAAUAUACAGGGAUAACGAAAAAUUGAUAAAAAAGUUGCAAGAUUUGACUGGGAAAGAUAUAAAAACCUUAGCUGAUGUACAAGAUGUUUAUUCGACUUUACAAUCAGAGAAAGCAUUUAAUUUAACACUACCUACCUGGGCUGACUAUUUUAUGUAUAAAAUGCAAUAUUUAUCUGACCUAAGUUUUUCCAUCACAUCUUACAACGAUAAAUUAAGGCGUUUAAAAGGAGGUCCACUUUUGAAAAAAAUUCUUAACGACUGGAAGGCCAAAAAGAACGGCACUAUUAAACCUAUGAAAAGAAAGGCUUUUUUAUACGGGGCCCACGAUUACACUAUAGCUUAUCUACUGGGUGCUUUAAAAAUAUUUGAUCCACAAACACCAGGUUAUGGGGUGGCAGUAUUAUUGGAAUUAUCAAAAAAUCAAGAAAAUGAAUUUGCGGUACAGGUAUUCUUUAGAAAUGACACGAGUUUACCCCCAUACGAACUCACUAUACCGGGGUGUACAAAAAUAUGCCCCCUGGAAAAAUUAGUUGAUUUAACAAAAAAUGUUAUACCGGGUGAUGUUAAGGCGGAGUGCAAAAGUGAGGAUAGAAAGUAUGUGACAAAUGAAGGUGGGGAAACAUUUAAAAAUGUAACCAAACAUAAUAUACAGGUCGAUGUUAAGACAGAAAGCAAAAGUGACAAAACGAACUAUUUUUUAUAAAAAAACACAAUAAAAUUAUUUUAAUACCUACUUAUAUGUUAUUAAAUAUAUUAAACGUAAUUGUUUUAUUACAUUAAAAUACAAUAGAUAAUUUUAAUACUAGUAUGGGAUAUUAUCCAAUUAUGCAUACAAAAGGUUUUGGUACGAAUUAAAUAAAAUUAAUCCUUGUUUUUUUUAUUUACAAUUCUGCUAGCAGAACAUAGCAUAUCUUAAGGUACUUUUCUCUUAACUUUAACCAUACAGAUGCUUGUCAAAAAGAAUAUAAACAUCAUGGUGGUAACACUGGGAGUUGUGGGGUUAUUUACCAUUUUGGGGUUAACUGUUGCAAAUUUAACGCAAGGUGAUGGCCCUAGAGAGCUACAGAUGGUUCACAUUGUUAUGAGGCAUGGUAUAAGAACCCCGGCUAGUACUUACCCCAAUGACCCCCAUAUUAAUGACACUUUAUAUCCCGUUGGAUGGGGUCAACUGACAAAUGCGGGAAAAUUAUUACAAUACGACACAGGCAAAUUCUUGCGGAAACGUUACAACGAUUUUUUGGGGGAAAAUUACUGGCCGGAGCAGUAUUACUGCCAAUCCACAGAUGUCGACAGAACGAAAGCUAGCGUGGAGUUAACUAAUGCCGGUUUAUGGCCGCCAUCGAAGAUCCAACAAUGGGGCCCUUUAGAUUGGCAACCUAUACCGGUAACAAGCCAGCCUUUGGACCAAGAUGAUUUACUUUUGGUUAGGGUGCCUUGUGCCCAGUAUCACCAAGAGUUAGAGAGAGUUACUAAGUCUGAACAUGUGCAAAAAAUAUACAGGGAUAACGAAAAAUUGAUGAAAGAAUUGCAAGAAUUGACUGGGAAACAAAUAAAAAGGUUUGAUGAUGUACAAGAUGUGUAUACGACUUUACAAGCAGAGAAAGCUUUUAAUUUAACACUGCCUAAAUGGACUAAGGACUAUUUCCCGGAAAAAAUGCAAUAUUUAUCCGACUUUAGUUACGUCAUUACAUCCUACAACGAUAAACUAAGGCGCCUGAAAGGGGGUCCGCUUUUGAAAAAAAUUCUUAACGACUGGAAAGCAAAAAUGGACGGCACUAUUGAACCCAAGGAAAUAAGGGCGUUUUUAUACGGGGGGCACGAUUACACCAUAGCUAAUCUACUGGGUGCUUUAAAAAUAUUUGAUCCGCAAACACCAGGUUAUGGGGUGGCAGUAUUGCUGGAAUUAUCGAAGAAUCAAGAAAAUGAGUUUGUGGUACAGGUAUUCUUUAGGAAUGAUACAAGUAUACCCCCAUACGAACUCACUAUACCGGGGUGUACAAAAGUAUGUCCCCUAGAAAAAUUAAUUGAAUUAACUAAAAAUGUUAUACCGAGUAAUUUUGAGGCUGAGUGCAAAAGUGACGAUCCAAACUACGUUCCACCUGAAGCUGGGGGACCAUAAUAUUUUUUUUGUUAAUUAAAUAAAAAUGCUUUUUUAAAUAAAAAAAAAUUUAUUAUCCAUAUGCUAUCAACUCAAAAUAUCACACUUAUAUUAAUACAAAUAAAUUAAAUUUAGCAAUAAUAUUCAGGGUGUUAACACUGACUGUAAUAUCUGUAUAAUGGUCUUUUUUAAAUAAAUGUUUAUAAAAUCAGUCAUUAAAAUUUUAGUUUAUUAUUAAAUUAUACAGGGCGUUGAGCCAAAAACUUAACAUUCGGUUGGCGUUUCCACCUGAAGCUGGGGGACCAUAAUAUUUUUUUUGUUAAUUAAAUAAAAAUGCUUUUUUAAAUAAAAAAAAUUUUAUUAUCCAUAUGCUAUCAACUCAAAAUAUCACACUUAUAUUAAUACAAAUAAAUUAAAUUUAGCAAUAAUAUUCAGGGUGUUAACACUGACUGUAAUAUCUGUAUAAUGGUCUUUUUUAAAUAAAUGUUUAUAAAAUCAGUCAUUAAAAUUUUAGUUUAUUAUUAAAUUAUACAGGGCGUUGAGCCAAAAACUUAACAUUCGGUUGGCGUUUCGUUGGGAAUACUCGGUAUAAACAAAAUAUGAGAUCUAGUCUUAAAAAAAUAGACUAUCGCGAAUGAUAGUAUCAUUGAAAUUGAACCAAUGGAAAUUGUUAAUUUUUCAUGGGCUGGGGAUGGUUUUAAAAACACCCUCAUACUAAUAUCGUCCCAUGUAGAUUCAGACCAUGUGCUGUAUUGGCCAGAGGACCAAUCAUAG